Panicum virgatum (switchgrass) is the source of this 2156-nucleotide messenger RNA. Its product is annotated as nucleotide pyrophosphatase/phosphodiesterase-like. The transcript has 12 exons. NCBI's taxonomy places the organism in Eukaryota, Viridiplantae, Streptophyta, Magnoliopsida, Poales, Poaceae. Bases 151 to 1989 code for a protein of 612 amino acids. The record is from RefSeq and is a predicted model, not a curated record. Gene Ontology annotation, molecular function: acid phosphatase activity; metal ion binding.
CCUUGCAUUGUUUGGUUUCGUCUCGCGCGCACGGCGCCGCACGCGGCGUGGCCGCUGAUAAAAAGGCCAGCCGGGAGGCGGCGCGGUGCUCUGCCCGUUCCACGCCCGUCUUGAGCUAGCUAGCGAGCAACAGAGAGGCGGGACACCAUCAUGCUGGGGCCGCAAGUCGUGGCGGCGCGGCUGGCCGGCGUGCUCCUGCUGGCCGCCGCCGCCGCGGGGCACGGCGGCGUGCAGCCGCUGUCGCGCAUCGCCAUCCACCGCGCGCGCGUGGCGCUGGACGCGUCCGCCGCGGUGCGGGCCUCGCCGGCGCUGCUCGGCACCAAGGGUGAAGAUACUGCUUGGGUGUCAGUAGAUUUUGUUGCUCCCCAUCCUAGUGGUGAUGAUUGGAUCGGCAUAUUCUCCCCUUCAAACUUUAACUCAUCCACAUGCCCUGGUUCUCAUGGAUCAGGCCCAGGUCCUGUCAUAUGCUCAGCACCAAUAAAGUAUCAGUUUGCCAAUUACUCAUCAGAUUAUGGCAAGUCUGGGAAAGGAACCCUGAAGUUUCAGCUGAUAAACCAGCGGCAGGACUUUUCAUUUGCAUUGUUCACUGGUGGACUUUCAAAUCCAAAACUUAUCGCCGUAUCAAAUGCCAUCACUUUUGUGAACCCAAAAGCUCCGGUUUAUCCACGCCUAGCGCAGGGAAAAUCCUGGAAUGAGAUGACCGUCACAUGGACAAGUGGUUACGACAUCACUGAGGCAUAUCCCUUUGUUGAGUGGGGCAUGAAAUGGAGACCUGCUGUACGCACUGCAGCUGGCACAGUCACCUUUGAUCGUGAAAGCAUCUGCGGAGAACCCGCUCGCUCAGUUGGUUGGAGAGAUCCUGGUUUCAUUCACACAGCAUUCCUGACGGACUUGUGGCCAAAUAAAGAGUACUACUACAAAAUUGGGCAUAUGCUGCCUGAUGGAAAUGUUACAUGGGGCAAGGUUUCUUCCUUCAGAGCACCUCCUUAUCCUGGUCAAAAGUCACUGCAGCGUGUUGUUAUAUUUGGAGAUAUGGGAAAGGCUGAGAGGGAUGGUAGCAACGAGUACAGCAACUACCAGCCUGGAUCACUUAACACUACCGAUACACUGAUCAAGGACCUUGACAACAUAGACAUAGUGUUUCACAUUGGUGAUAUUACCUACGCCAAUGGCUACAUUUCACAGUGGGAUCAGUUCACACAACAAGUCGAGGGGAUUACUUCACGGGUCCCUUACAUGAUAGCAAGUGGGAAUCAUGAACGAGAUUGGCCCAACAGUGGGUCAUUCUUCAAUGGAACAGACUCUGGAGGGGAAUGUGGGGUAUUAGCCGAGACCAUGUACUAUACACCAACAGAAAACAGAGCAAACUACUGGUAUUCAGCAGAUUAUGGCAUGUUCCGGUUCUGCGUUGUGGACAGCGAGCAUGACUGGCGGGAAGGAACGGAGCAGUACAAGUUCAUCGAGAACUGCCUCGCCACGGUCGACCGGAAGAAGCAGCCAUGGCUGAUAUUCAUCGCUCAUCGCGUCCUUGGGUACUCUUCCGGUUUCUUCUACGGCAUAGACGGGGCAUUCGCCGAGCCAACUUCCCGGCAAAGCCUCCAGAAGCUCUGGCAGAAGUACAGGGUGGACAUGGCGUUCUACGGCCAUGUCCACAACUACGAGAGGACAUGCCCGGUCUAUGAGGAAAAAUGCACGAGCUCGGAGAAGUCCCACUACUCGGGCACCAUGACCGGCACCAUCCACGUCGUGGUCGGGGGCGGUGGCAGCCACCUGAGCAACUUCACCACCGAGGUUCCUGCUUGGAGCAUCUACAGGGAGAUGGACUACGGCUUCGUAAAGCUCACAGCGUUCAACUACUCGUCCCUUCUCUUCGAGUACAAGAGGUCCAGCGAUGGCAAGGUGUACGAUAGCUUCACUGUGAACAGGGAGUACAGGGACGUGCUGGCGUGCGUCAAGGACAGCUGCCCUCCGACGAUCCCGGCGACAUGAUGAUAUGGAGAGGGGUGGGUCUCUUGUCAGUGUUGGGUUCUGCUGCAUGUAACAUACCGUGACCAACUAUUCUUUGGGGGAGCUGGAGGAAGGGACGCAACAUCCGGCCACAAACACAGCAUCCAUCUUAUUACUAUAUGUUUAUUGGCGCUUCAUUUUAGAUCUUA